UGAUAAGUUAGAAUUUGUGAUUAAUUUUUAUCACAAUUCUAUACUUAUUAUUUGCCUAAUUGAGAGGUUUUAAUCUUACUUUUAUCUUAAAAUUGAUUUUUACAGGUGAGAAAUUUAAAUGAAGCAAUUGGGCUCAUUGGGGCUCAUUGAAGAGAUGUUAUUUCCAAAUUCAAGAAUGGGCCAGUUGGGCCAGUUCAAAUUUGGAAGACUUCACAUAAUUUCUGUGAGAGUAAACUAGGCUCGAGAACAAAAUUAAAGGAGAGUAACUCUUUUAUUUUGACUGAUAAGGAAAAUUGGAAAAAGAGAAAACAGCCCAGCAAAGUCCAAGAACGGCUCUAACAAAAAUGAAGAAAAAGAGUCCAAGGAGCAGAAGGAAAGGAGGUAGAUUUGGGGGUUCUUUGAAUCAUCAAUUCGAAACGGCUCCACGAAUUGCGGUUCCUACUCUCGAACGGCACCGAAAAAUCAGGAGUUAAGGGUUGGAACUGACUGUAAUUCGGGGAUAUAAAAACCGCAAUAGCAAGGGUUUUAAGGGGAGGAUUGCGAGGAGGAAGGGCUGCAACCUGGGAGAUGACCCAUUGAACUUCAGGCUGCAACUUUCUGGAGGAAGGAAUUAGUUAGUGCUUGAAAAAUUCUGGUUUGAUUCAGCAAUAUUCUCUUUUGAUCUUGAUUUAUUUAAUUGGCAAAAGGAUAAAAAGGAGGCUCCAAUUUGCUGCUAAUCCAAAAAUGGGUGAUGCACAAUUGAUGAAAGAGUUUGGGAGACCAACUGUAGGUGCCUCCCCGUCCUGCAUUGUAUUGAGUGAAGCUGCCCGCAAUUAUGAUUUGAAGACCGUUCACUUUAAUCAGUUGCCAUCUUUCUAUGGGCUUUCUUCUGAGGAUGCGUUGAUUUUUAUUCGAGACUUCUAUGGCAUUGUUCAGAAUUUUCCAUUGCAAGGCGUGACAGAAGAUGAGCUGAGGAUGAGGUGUUUUCCAUACACUCUUAAAGAUGCUGCAAAGACAUGGUUUAUGUCUUUAACACCAGGAUCGUUGCGCACGUGGGCUGAUGUAUACAACAAGUUCAUCGGCAAGUACUAUUCUCAGUCCAAAACUUCAGAAUUAAGAAGAAAAAUAGCCAAUUUCACGCAGGCUGAAGGUGAGCCAUUCCAUGAGGCGUGGGAGAGAUUCAAGAUGCUGCUCACACAGUGCCCUCACCACGGUUAUUCCCUGGCGCUCCAAAAUCAAACAUUCUAUGACGGUUUGACCCAAGGAAGCCAAGCAAUCGUUGACAACGCAGCUGGAGGAGCAAUGGGGGAGAAGACUGCUGAACAGACCCUAGCGUUAUAUGAGAUGCUUGGAGCUAAUUCCCAGCAGAAGAGCGUUCGUGGGAAGACUCAAGGGAUGUACGAAGUUGGUGCGAGUACAGAACUGGCCAUCCAAAUAUCCGAGCUAUCCAAGCAAAUGAAGAAUAUGUGUUCCAUGAUGGCGAUGAAUCAAUCUGCCGCUGCAGUGAAUGAAAUGCCCGAGGCUAGUCUUGAACAAGCUAAUAUGAUGAAUUCAUACAAUCAGAGGUCAAGGAACGAUCCAUUCUCCAAUUCCUACAACCCCGGUUGGAGGAAUCAUCCGAACUUCUCAUGGUCUAACGCGCAACAAGGGAACCAGCCAACUGUUGAACCCAAGAAGCCUUCUUUGGAGGAUACUUUGCAGAAUUUUAUGCAAAUCUGCAGCAACAACCAGCGAGUUAACGAGCAGCGUUUUCAGCGCACUGAUGCCUCUUUGAGGAAGCUAGAAGUACAAGUUGGGCAGAUUGCAGAAUCUCUCCAAGGACACGUGCAAGGAAAGCUACCGAGUCAAUCUGAAGAGGCCAAAGCUGUCACGGUUCUUAGAAGUGGGAAGGUAAUUCAGAAAAACGAAGAGCAGCCUGUUCCCAAGCUACCGGAGAAGGUAGAGGCUGAGAAGAAGCAAGAAGUAGAAGCUGAAAAGAAGAAAGAAGUGGAGGCUGAUUCGGUGUACGAAGAGUCCGGGCUGCACAAAGCAAAAGAUCCGUAUAUUCCGCCUAAACCAUAUGUGCCGCCGGUUCCUUUUCCAAACAGGUUAAAAAGUUCCAAGUUUGACAAAUCUUUUGAUGAGAUUUAUGAUUUGCUGUCCAAAGUUAAUGUUAAUCUGCCUCUUCUUGAAAUGAUAACUAAUAUGCCUGCCUACACUAAAUUUUUGAAAGAAUUAAACACUAGAAGGCGUAGGUAUGAGCCGAAUGAAAAGAUUUUUGUUUCUAAGGCUGUGAGUGCUGUUUUACAAAAGGACUUGCCCCCAAAAUUAGAAGACCCUGGCAGCUUUAUUAUCACCAUUAAUUUAGGGAAUUCUAGAACUGAAAAAGCUAUGCUUGAUUUGGGGGCGAGUAUUAAUUUAAUGCCUUAUUCUGUUUAUUUGAAAUUAGGUUUGAAUGAGCUAAAAACCACUACAAUGUCCCUGCAGCUUGCUGACCGCUCUAUAAGAUACCCUAGGGGCAUUGUAGAGGACGUUUUAGUUCAAGUUGAUAAGCUUAUUAUUCCCGCUGAUUUUGUGGUUUUAGAUAUGAGUGAUCAGUGCAAACAUGUGAAAGAUAUGCCAAUCUUACUUGGUAGACCUUUUAUGGCAACGGCUAAAACUAUGAUUGAUGUUCAAAAUGGAAAAUUAACUAUGAGUGUGCUUGAUGAAACUGUUGAAUUUUCCAUUUUGAAAUCCAUGAAUAUGCCGGCUGAUUCUGAUUCAUGUUUUGCACUUGAUAUGCUUGAUUCUAUUGUUCCUUUGAGUGUGUUACAGGAGGAUGAGCUUGAGUUUGCUUUAACUCUUGAUGUGCAAGAGUUUGAUGAUGAAAAAGUGAGCGAGAUGAGGGAUAUUCUGGACAAAACUGAGGUGCAAAGUGAGGAAAUAGUAGCUGAUUGUGUUCUGGAAAAAAAUCAGCAUGUUGAAAACCCACCUCAAGUGCAACUGAAACCCCUCCCCUCGAAUCUGAAAUAUGUGUUUUUAGGGUGUGAUAGUACUUUGCCUGUUAUUAUUGCUUCUGACCUGACACAGGAACAAGAAGAGCAGUUGCUUAAGGUGCUGAGGAAGUUUAAAGCUGCGUUUGGUUGGGCGAUUUCUGAUUUGAAAGGAAUUAGCCCAACGGUUUGUAUGCAUAAAAUCUUGUUGGAAGAAGGUGUUACUCGAUGUAGGCAACCUCAACGGAGGAUGAAUCCGAACAUGAAAGAGGUAGUGCGUGUGGAAGUUCUAAAGUUGCUCGAUGCAGGUAUUAUCUUUCCUAUUUCUGACAGUAAAUGGGUUAGUCCUGUGCAAGUUGUGCCUAAAAAGUCUGGGAUUACUGUUGUGAGUAAUGAGAAAAAUGAGUUGGUACCCACACGGGUUACCACAGGGUGGCGAAUGUGUGUUGAUUAUAGAAAAUUAAAUGCUGCCACUAAAAAAGACCAUUUCCCUUUGCCUUUUAUUGACCAAAUGUUAGAGCGCUUGGCUGGUCAUGCGUUCUAUUGCUUUCUUGACGGUUUUCAAGGUUACAAUCAGAUUCCGGUUGCUCCCGAGGACCAGGAAAAAACUACUUUUACAUGUCCAUUUGGCACUUUUGCUUUUCGUAGAAUGUCUUUUGGAUUGUGUAAUGCUCCUGGUACUUUUCAGCGGUGUAUGAUGUCUAUUUUUUCUGAUAUGAUUGAAAAGUUUGUUGAGGUUUUUAUGGAUGAUUUUUCCUUGUUUGGCGACUCUUUUGAUCAGUGUUUGCAUAAUCUGUCGCUAGUUCUUGAAAGAUGUGUUCAAAUGAAUUUGACUCUUAGUUGGGAGAAGUGUAAUUUUAUGGUUAAAGAAGGGAUCGUUUUGGGGCAUGUGAUUUCUAAUCGGGGGAUUGAAGUAGAUAGGGCUAAAAUUGAUGUGAUCGCUAAACUGCCACCCCCUACUUCCGUUAGAGGGGUGCGUAGUUUCUUGGGUCAUGCAGGUUUUUAUAGAAGGUUUAUUAAAGAUUUUUCUAAGAUUUGUAAACCUCUAUGUAAUCUGUUAGCUAAGGAUGCGAAUUUCAGUUUUGAUGAUGAAUGUCUUGUUGCUUUUAAUGUGCUGAAAGAAAAAUUAACUUCUGCCCCAAUACUUGCUGCCCCGAACUGGUCUUAUCCGUUUGAGAUUAUGUGUGAUGCCUCCGAUUUUGCAAUCGGUGCUGUUUUGGGUCAAAGAAUUGACAAGCUGCCUUAUGUCAUUUAUUAUGCCAGUCGAACUUUAGAUGAUGCACAGAUUAACUACUCUACAACUGAAAAAGAAUUGUUAGCAGUUGUCUUUGCAUUAGAAAAGUUCAGGUCUUAUUUGAUUGGAUCUAAGGUGAUUGUUUAUUCUGACCAUGCUGCUUUGAAAUAUUUGUUACUGAAAAAGGAUGCUAAACCUAGGUUGAUUAGGUGGAUUUUAUUGUUGCAAGAGUUUGAUUUGUCUAUCAGGGACAAGAAAGGAAGCGAGAACGUGGUGGCUGAUCAUUUAUCACGCCUCCCCGAUCAGAUUAUACAUUCUGGGAAGGAUCUGGAGAUACCUCUUAAUGACAGGUUUCCCGAUGAAGGUUUGUUUUCUGUGAUGAGUAAAGAGCCAUGGUAUGCUGAUCUUGUUAAUUAUUUAGUUACCGGUAAGUUUCAUCCCGAUUUAAAUUCACAGGGUAGAAAACAUUUUCUCUCCAAAGUGAAAUAUUAUUUCUGGGAUGAACCUUACUUGUUUAAAAUCUGCCAUGAUCAGACCAUUAGGCGUUGCAUUCCUGAACACGAACAAGAAAGUGUUUUGCAUCAUAGUCAUACUUUGAAUUGUGGUGGGCAUUUUAGUGGGAAAAAACUGCAUUUAAAGUCUUGCAAUCUGGUUUUUAUUGGCCUACUCUCUUUAAAGAUGCAAUUUCUUUCUGUGCUAAAUGUGAUCGUUGUCAGAGAGUAGGGAAUAUUAGCAAACGUCAUGAGAUGCCUCUUACGAAUAAUUUGGUUGUUGACUUGUUUGACGUUUGGGGUAUUGAUUUUAUGGGCCCAUUUCAUACUUCUUUUGGGUUUAAUUAUAUUCUGGUUGCAGUUGAUUACGUGUCUAAAUGGAUUGAAGCUAUUGCCACUAGAACUAAUGAUAGUCGAGUGGUGCUGAAUUUUUUGAAGGAGGUAAUUUUUGCUAGGUUUGGGGCACCAAGGGCUAUCAUUAGUGAUGGUGGCAGCCACUUUUGUAACAAGUUUUUUGCAGGAUUGCUGAAAAAGUAUGGUGUUACGCACCGGGUUGCAACACCUUACCAUCCACUGACAUCGGGGCAAGUUGAGGUGAGUAACAGACAGAUUAAAGGUAUUCUGGAAAAAACCGUGAAUCCUUCACGUAAGGAUUGGGCUAAUAGGCUGAACGAUGCAUUGUGGGCUUACCGGACAGCCUACAAAACCCCAAUUGGAAUGAGCCCGUACAGGUUAGUUUUUGGUAAACCUUGUCAUUUGCCUGUAGAGUUGGAACACCGAGCCUACUGGGCUAUCAAGGCGCUAAAUUUUGAUCUUAAAGAAGCAGGUAACUUGAGAAAAUUGCAUUUGAAUGAGCUGGAUGAGAUUAGGAAUGAUGCAUACGAGAGUGCGAAAAUUUAUAAAGAACGCACUAAACUUUUUCAUGAUAAAUCCAUUUUGAGGAGAGAUUUUAAACCUGGAAUGGAGGUGUUGUUAUAUGACUCUCGUUUGAGGCUUUUUCCAGGGAAGUUAAAAUCUAGGUGGACUGGACCGUUUUUGAUUCGCCAAGUUUUUUCCCAUGGUGCAAUUGAACUUGAAAAUCCGAAAUCUGGGAAUGUUUUUAAGGUGAACGGUCAACGAGUGAAGCGAUAUUUGAAAAGUGAAGAUGUAGUCGAGCAAGUUGAGUGUCUUGAGCUUCGGGAAUACCGUUGCUCAUGUUGUGUCUAGUCACAGUUUCUAAAAAAAAAAAACUUUUAUUCUGUUUCCCCCUUCCCCAUUCUUUUCUUUUCUUUCUUUGUUUCUUAGUUUUGCAGGUUACUUCUCAAGUUGUUAAAGUUUUAGUUUGAAGCGCUUUCAGGGAGUAUUUCUUUUCCUUUGUCUUUUUAUUAUUUCUCCAUUGAGGACAAUGUUUGAGAUAGGUGUGGGGGAGGAGUAACGGUCACUUUUUAGUUCUAUUUUAGUUUCAGAAUCACCAAAAAAAAAAAAACAGAAAACUGCUUUUAAAAAAAAUGUUUUCCUUGCUUGGAGUUGAGGAGAAUUUAAUUUCAGGAUAACUUUUUUGGCUUCAAGUUGUGAAAAGUUCCCUUUCAGUGGUAUGUGGUCUGAUUGGUUGGUUCCAUGCUAGGUUCCUCUUGAAUUUGAUUGAGUCCUUCACAUUGUUUUACAUCGUGUCAUUAAUCUUGAUGUAUUUUUCAAUUCUUUAUGACCUCUUAGGAUGCAUCUCUAACGUUCUUAGAAAGUGUGAAUCCUUUGUCUUUUAGUUAGCAUAAUAGAACUUGUCUUGUUGCUCUUUUGGAAGCUAAGUUAUUGUGCAAACUGAUUCAGAUAUGAUCUAGGCCAUUUUUCAUAGCCCCAAACCUUUAAGCCUACCCUUUUGUUUAUUUGUAUUUCCGCUUGCUACCCCUUUGAGCCUAAUAUGUCUUAAAGCAUUCUAACGUGCUUUUGACUAGUAAUUCUUUCUAAUUACCCAUCAAUGAUGACCCGAGCCCAAAUAGCCAAAAUGUAUCCCACACCCUUGAGUUGACAUUUUCUUAUACUUAAAUUGUGACUUAAAAGAGUUUAUCUUUUUGGAGCAUUUUUCUUUGUUAUCCCCGGCAGUUUGUAUAGAUUCAAUGUUGUUGGUGCUGAUUCUUGUGAGCAGUGAGUGGAUUGAAGGUUUGAAAAGUCCAAAAAAAAAAAAAAAAAAAAAGAAGAAGAAAAAAGUCAAAAAAAAAAAAAAAACUGAAAAGUUGAAAAGUGAAAAAGUAAAGAAGAAAGAAGUGAGUUGAAGUUGUAUUCUUUGAGCUUCCUAUUUGUAUCCCUUUAUCUAAGAAGCCGGUUUGAUUUUUGUAGUAGUUUAGUUGCUCCCUUUGUCAUUUAUUGAACUCUUCCUAGGAUCAAUUUGGUAUAGAAAAUGUCUCCUCCUUUGUUUGAAUUCCCAUUUCCUUUCUCUCAUUAACCCAUUACCCAUGACCACAUUACAACCCGAAUAAAAGUCCUAAGUGAUCUUGAUCAAGUUUGUGCUUUGAUAAGGUGGAGGGAAGAGCAUAAGAUGACUAUAGAGUGUUGACUAAUUGGCUUAGGACUUCACAUAAUUUCUGUGAGAGUUACUUGAGUGUCUCACUAGGUCGUUUAGAAUUGUAAAAUACAUCUCUAUUAAUGACAUAUGAGUCUAGAUUUUGACUUUGGAGUUGGCAUUGUGGUGGAUACUUGAUUCAAAUUUUUUGGGGAUGUUUUGUCAUGGAGGGGAAUGUUAGUAUGCCUGGUGAGUGAAAGGGGAGUUUGAACACUUGUUGUUGAAUUUGGUUUCUUGAUCUUAAUUUUCCUUGAGGACAAGCAAAAUGCAAGUGUGGGUGAGUUUGAUAAGUUAGAAUUUGUGAUUAAUUUUUAUCACAAUUCUAUACUUAUUAUUUGCCUAAUUGAGAGGUUUUAAUCUUACUUUUAUCUUAAAAUUGAUUUUUACAGGUGAGAAAUUUAAAUGAAGCAAUUGGGCUCAUUGGGGCUCAUUGAAGAGAUGUUAUUUCCAAAUUCAAGAAUGGGCCAGUUCAAAUUUGGAAGACUUCACAUAAUUUCUGUGAGAGUAAACUAGGCUCGAGAACAAAAUUAAAGGAGAGUAACUCUUUUAUUUUGACUGAUAAGGAAAAUUGGAAAAAGAGAAAACAGCCCAGCAAAGUCCAAGAACGGCUCUAACAAAAAUGAAGAAAAAGAGUCCAAGGAGCAGAAGGAAAGGAGGUAGAUUUGGGGGUUCUUUGAAUCAUCAAUUCGAAACGGCUCCACGAAUUGCGGUUCCUACUCUCGAACGGCACCGAAAAAUCAGGAGUUAAGGGUUGGAACUGACUGUAAUUCGGGGAUAUAAAAACCGCAAUAGCAAGGGUUUUAAGGGGAGGAUUGCGAGGAGGAAGGGCUGCAACCUGGGAGAUGACCCAUUGAACUUCAGGCUGCAACUUUCUGGAGGAAGGAAUUAGUUAGUGCUUGAAAAAUUCUGGUUUGAUUCAGCAAUAUUCUCUUUUGAUCUUGAUUUGUACGUUACUUUUCUUGAUAACAAACUUGCUUUGGUUUAGUUAUUUGGGAAUUGUCAGUACUCGUUAUUUUGUUGAUUGUUAAAUGUUCAAGAUGAACUCUUUUAUUAUUGUUGUUUUACUCUCAGCCAGUUUUGAUAUGAGUAGCUAAAUUCCUUAAGUCCGGAUUAUGAUGAAGUUGCUAUGAUUUAGUAUGAAUUGUGAUUUUAGUUAUGUCAAUUGGUUGAGUUUUAUCCAUUGUUCUUAUUCACCUAAUUGAUUGUGUUAAUUUUUGGCCAACUUUAAUAUAAUUAAUUAAGUUGUUUGAGUGGACUAAUAGAGUACAUGCCAUGCCUAUUAGUUCGAGCUCUUUUGGAUAAAAGAAUAGAUAAUUUUACUGUCUUGUUAGAUUAUCUAUUUGGUUCUUAAAUCGGGUUUCCGUAGUUCUUUUGUGUUUAAUGGAUUUUAACUAUUAAAUUAAUAAUUUUUUUUAUUGAUUAAUAGUUAAGGUACGUGACUUAUUCUGGACGCCAUACGGAAAAGUCAUAUUUUCGUCUAGAACGAACCCUCAAUUUUAAUUGACUAACUAAAUCGCA
This is a messenger RNA of Cuscuta epithymum, 8706 nucleotides long. The record is from the annotation of a GenBank genome assembly. Lineage: Eukaryota; Viridiplantae; Streptophyta; Magnoliopsida; Solanales; Convolvulaceae.